UUAAUAAGAGCGCUUUUUAAUCGUGCCCAUCACGGAUUUGGCCAAACCCACAAUGAGGGAAGCCGAAUGAUAAAAGAGCCAAUAUAUCCAUCAGCCCAUUAUGAAAAUUUCUAGGUCUAUUCAGGAGUCUGGUCGCUCUAGAAGGUCUUAUUACUUCAAGACAAAUUCGAAUUUUAUUGGGAUCUUUACGAUUUUUCAUAGAAAAGUAUAGUCAAGGAAAUUUUCCAGUUUCAUUUUAUUUCCAGUACGAAUGGAAUCUCUAUACAAUAGACAAAAUCGAAGAUGGAUAUAAUAUUCUGUUCUUCGUAUAACACUCUGAUUAAUUAAUAGUUCCAAUUUUUUUAAAAUCGAAACAUUAUUAAAAACAUUGUAAACCAAAAUUUCUUUAGCAGUCUGUUUAAUUAAAGAUGUUUACCUUGAGACGAAAAUCCAAGGUUACGUUUUGGUUGUGUAAUAUGUUAUUCUUAAAUUAACACUCGUGAAUAGAAUGUAAAUGAACAGAUUGACUAAUAAGUUUUUAUUCGAUUUGUAUCUACUGUCGUAAAAAAUAUUAUUUUUAGUCAUUGUCCAGUUCGGCUUUUAUUCAACGAAUUUUCGAGGAAGAUGGAGUUGAAUGGAUGUCUCACUGGGAGCAGGGCAAAGUGAAUACAGUAUUCCUUCGUUUCGAAGAUAUUUCCAUCGUUCGAACAAUUUAUGAAUUUUUAGAAUAUUCUGCAUUUAACUUGAAGAUUUUCAAAAUGAUAGAUUUAACUGAAAAUAAAGGCAAUAAACAAGAAAAUCAAUAUCUUAAAUCGGAGAGCCAAAUAUAUGAUUCAGACGAACAACCUGACUUUUCACAUAGGAUUAUUGAAAAUAUAAUUAAAAAGAUAAAAAAUUACAAAAAAUUAAGUUAUAAAGCAAUAAUCUUCUUGAGAGUUCUUGAGUGCUGCCAGGGACACUGGAACUAAUUCUGAGAUGACUGAGCCAUGCGGGAGAGGAAUGAACUUAGGCCUGCUGUAACACCCAGCAAAUGUUGGAAGAAAUAGGUUCCCUGUAUAGUUGUAGAAGGGAAUUGGUGACAUCUCAUUGUGUUGUUUGUGAGCCACUAGACGAAGGACCCACUGGAAUUUCUUGCUCAGCUUAGCCUUUAUUGCUCCUGCAAAGCCCAAGGCAACAGUGUAUAGUUUUCCAAGAUGGUCAUAGAAAGACACCAAGUCACAGAAUUUGGAGAAGUGUAGAUGGGUAGUCUCGUACAACUUAAGUUCAACUUCCACUCUGGUAGACAUUUGCAUUUGUUUCUGUUUAGUUUUGCAAGGAGGGAUUUUCACAAGCCAGGUAGCACACAAUGUAGACAUGAAGGAAAUGCAUUGUAAUUGAGGGUAAUACACCUAGGUAUCACAUUAUGUCCUCUGCACUUCAAAAGAAAAAGCAUCUGGGCAUGUAAUUUAUGCCAUAAUUUUUUCAGCUUCAACAUGGAAUAGAACAUCCAUUUUCUAGUAUUCAUCUUGUAAAGUAAUGUAAAAAUAUAGCUUGGAUGUCAUGCCAACAAAUGUACAUAAGAGAGAGAAAUAAAUUGACACAAACUGGUGUUAAAGAGCUUUUAAUUCUUUGCAAGUGCUUUUGACAUUCCUAUAAACGUUGUGUUCAGGCAAUGACACAAGUUGAAUGCUUUUUCAGAACGAAUUUUAAAGUAUAGAAACACAACAGUGUUAACCGAAUGGAAUACAAAACAUAAAAUUUAAAACACUUAAAACUUAAAAUUAAAACAUUUUUUGAAAAUCACACAGUGCCAACACACAUGUGCCUAGAGAUGUGGAGACAAAUACAUAGAAAGGUGCAGGGAAGGUGGAGAUAAACAGUUAGUUAGUAUUAUUUAUUUGCUUGUACAAAUUGACCCAAAUGUCAGGCAACUCGAGGGUGGGAGUUGCAGGGGGACAACAGUGUGGUGAAGAGUGACUUCCAAAUAAGCACUAGGCUCCUUUCACUGCAAUUCCUAAGUAAUUCAGAGCAGCCCCAAAGCAAGGUAUGGUGACCAUCUUGGAUAAUUCUGUGUCACACCUUCCCACCAUCACAGAAUGUUUGUGCUCAGCUAAUCGACAAGACAGCAUUCUGGUGGUAGCUCCUAUGUAGCAGGUGUGUAUCCCAGUUCAUUCCUCCAAUUCAGAGAUGCAUAACUUAGGCAUCUGUGAAUUAAUCAUAAACAAUAAUCAUAAACUACAAUAAAAUUCCAAUUAUCUGAGUCUCAAGUAAUUUAGAUUCCACAUUAUCUGUAAGUGAAUACACCACUUUUCAUAUAUUGUAAUUCAUAAA
This is a messenger RNA of Centruroides sculpturatus (bark scorpion), 2289 nucleotides long. RefSeq lists its product as uncharacterized. The record is from RefSeq and is a predicted model, not a curated record. The transcript has 4 exons. The coding region runs from base 618 to 947 and encodes 109 amino acids. Lineage: Eukaryota; Metazoa; Arthropoda; Arachnida; Scorpiones; Buthidae.